AUGAGCAUUAUUUUGCGAGUUGGUGCUGUUAAGUCCAGCAGAGUUCACGAGGCACACUAUGGCAGUGGCGAUGAGGCAUCAUCAUACACCGAUGCCGAUGUGCUGGACAUUCCAUUGCCUGAACACACAUACCAGAGACCCCAUCCACCACCCAGCACACUUGCUCACAGCAAUGUCGGAUAUUUUGGCCUUCCUUACCAGGAUCACAACUAUGGCAUGCCUCCACCACCAUCACCACCUCGACCAGUCUCACCACGACCAUCGUCUCCACUGCAAGUCAACGGGGUUGUGCAAAUGGAAGAGGAGGUCAAGACAACACCAUUUGUGUCGGUUGUGGAAGAGGUUGUGGAAGACAGCAUCACCAGAUGCAUCUGUGGUUAUCUUCACGAUGAUGGCUAUAUGAUUUGUUGUGAUAGAUGCAGUGUGUGGCAGCACAUUGACUGCAUGGGAGUUGAUCGCAACAACAUUCCAGAGAGCUACUUCUGUGAACUGUGUCAGCCCAGACAAUUGGAUGCAUUGAAGGCGAAAAUGCUGCAGAAGAGAAAGAGGGAAGAGUUGGCUGCACGGAAUGUUUUGUCAGAUUCCAGUGCCACUGACACAGAUCCAGAAGAAGCUGCUAAUGCACUUGCUGCCAUGGGAAAGAAGCUGCCGACUUGCAAGAGAAAGAAUCUGAAACAUAAGCGUAGCCCAAAAGUUAAAGACAGACAAUCACCACUUAAACUUAAAAUAGGGAAAGGCAUCACACACAAGAAAGUUAAAAAAGCAGGCAAAAAAGAGAAAGAAAAUAUCAAAGUUUCUAAGCCAAGAAAGAUAUUUAAGUCAGGGCCACAGAGGCUGAAGCAAGGAACAAGUAAAAAUAGGCCAUUUCUAACCAUGGAACAACUUAGUGGGGAUCCAUGGAAUAGUAAUUUGAGCCCCUGGGUGGACAGUUAUGAAGUUGCACAUGAGAAUCAGUACAGUGCUGCUGUUAGAGAACUGUCAUCCAACUCUCACCUCAUUGGGCAGUCAUUAGAUACACCAUCCAUCAUCAUGGAUCAGCUUCUGGCUCAGGUUGCUUGUGUGGCUGACGUGAAGAAGAACAGAAAAGGCUUGAGAGCUGUCCAAGAGAUUCCUGCAGGCCAGGCAAUUAUUGAGUACAAGGGCAGAGUUGUGUUGCGUCAUGACUAUGACAAGGAGCAUGCUUUCGUUAACUCUUUCAAAAAAUUACAACCGUUUGUUCUCUUUUAUUCAAAACUUGAUGUUGAUCUUUGUGUUGAUGCUCGAAUGUACGGCAAUGAUGCCAGAUUUGUCAGAAGGUCGUGCAGUCCAAAUUCAGAGGUGCAGCAUGCGUUCUCACAAGGAAAUGUUUAUUUUGUUAUUGUUUCAAGAAGAGACAUUAUAGCUGGUUCAGAAAUCACCAUUCCUUUUGAUUACAACUAUGAAAACUGUUGUUACUAUGUUGAAUGUGCCUGUACCAAGAGCAGUUGUAUGGUGUCCAGAUUUUGGAAGCGACUCAAGAAUGCACAGAAGUCACCACCUGCAGAAAUGGGUGUGAAACGAAAGCGACAGCCAUCCGGGAAAGAGACCUGCAAGAUCAAUCUAGAGGAUAAAUUAAACUGCAGCUCUUCUCAGGGAAGCCCUACUAAAGCUUCCAUGUCUCCAGUUAAAGCCUUGCAAAUGAAGCUGACGCCACCUGUGGCCAGCAGUCCUCUUUCUUCUCUCAGCAGCCCCAUCAAACUGUCCAAUGUCUGCACACUGCUGGCAGCGUCAGCGUUGCUCGAUGGUCAACCAGAACUGGCCACUAGCCUGAAGCUUGAAGUCCCAGAAUUAUUGCCGCAAACCCCAGUACUUCAGCUGCCACCUAAGUCAGCCACAGCAUCGAGGAGGGGCAGCAGACUAUCUGAGGAUUCUAUCAAGGAAGAAAAACCAGUUGUUGCUCCAAUUGUGCCAGUGAAAGAAAAACAUAAAACUAAAGAGCCUAAGCCAAAAGACAAGGAAAACAAAGAUGCCCAUCCUCUCAACGUUGAGAUCAAGAAAGAGAGGCGCCCUUCUUUGAGGAGACACAGUCAAGAGGAUCUGCAGGAUAUUGUGGACGUGAAGCCUGAACCAUUGGCUUCACCUGUGCAUGAUUCAGAAGACGCACACUCAUCCUCAGAGUGUCCUCGCAAACUGACUAGAGAAGAGAGAAAACUGGAUGCUAUUAUGAAAGCCUUUGAAAAGAUGGAAAAAAGAGAAGAACGAAGAAAGGAGGCAAUGGCUCGUGGAGACUGUGCUGCAAAGAAAUGUCACGCAGAUCACAAAGUAAGAAAGCAUGAAUGCGACGGCGGUAUGAAUUGUGCAGCAGCCAGCAGCUCCCACACAACAUCCCAAGACAGCUCUCCUGAUGCAGUGGACUUUGUGAAGACAGAACCCUCGGUCAAUGAUCAUCAGGAGAUAAAACCGUCAGAAGCUGCAAGUGAGGUCAAACCUGAGAGUGCCGCAAGUGUCGUCAGCCCUGACGCUGGUAGCAAACAGUGUGUUGGAACAGCCUUCCCAUUACUGACGUUACCAGCUCUACCAGAGACCACCCCAGCUGCUGCUAAAAUAGAAUCUCCUCAGAAACCAGUGAGAAAAUCGGAUAAAAGAAAGAGAAGGAAGAGUAGAGUGCAGAGUACAACGGCCAUCCCAGACGCAGCAUCAGUGUCCACGGAUGAAGGAAACAGCAACAGCAAUUUUCCAAUUGGACCUUUGUCAGUGCCGGCCACGCCAUGUCUGAUUCCCGUGAACACUAGUAGUGUACAGCAUGUUGACAUGGAGGAUGGCCUGUUCAAGUACAUUAAAACAAAAAAGCAUCUUUUUGAGGAGUGGGCUAGCAGGCAUGAAGAUGAGAGCAAGCGUGAAGAAGAGAUAUUUGUGCAGUGCCUGCCAAACUCACAUGUCAAUACAAUGGACCAUCUACAACGGAGGCACUCUCACAGCGUCAGCUGUAGUAGUAGGAACACAGAAUCAAGUGCUGGCUCUGCUAAAAAGCGUUGGCUGCGGCAGGCCAUGCAUGAAGUACCGCCCCCUAUUGCAUUUAACAGUAGCCUUUCAGUAAGCACAGAAUAUGGUGGAUUGUCUCCUGUACAUGGUGGGGCUAGUCCGAAUCCUGGCACUUGCUUAGGGAGCCCUGGAACAUCUUCACCUCUUGAUUUUGUGACCCCACUGAAAAAGCGCAGACUUAUGAGGGAGUCGGUGAGUAAUGAGCCAAGUAAUGGUCUUGCAUCAUCAGCCAGCUCCAGGGUAUUGGCUGACAGCUUCACACCAGACAGUCUCAGCAUUACCACAAAGACAAACGGUGUGAAGCAGUUCUUUCCAGCUCACAGGCAUAGCACCGAUGAU
This is a messenger RNA of Candidula unifasciata, 3339 nucleotides long. The record is from the annotation of a GenBank genome assembly. Lineage: Eukaryota; Metazoa; Mollusca; Gastropoda; Stylommatophora; Geomitridae.